AUGAAGGCGUUACUGUACUUAUUAUUAGCAUUCGUUCUUUUUGCGCACGCCGAGGAGAACUUUGAAGAUGAGUAUGACCUCGAAGACGAUGAACUUGACUUUGAUGUUGAGGAAGACGACGAGGACGACCUUAUUGAAGACGACGACGAAGAAGACGAACUUGAGUUAGAAGACGAUGAUGAUGAUAUGGAGGAUGACGAAGAAGAUGAAGAUAAUGAAGACGACGAUAUGGAAGAUUUCACUGAUGAUGAAGAGGAUAGAAGACAUCACCAUCACAGAAGAGCUGGACCAUCAAGAAAAAGAAGACAUCAUAGACGUCAUCAUCACCAUCACAGGAGAUUUAGACCAUUUGGGAGAAAGCACAGACAUCAUAGAAGACACCACAAACAUAAUAGACGUCACACCUAUUGGGCUCUCUCAAAGCUCCGCAGACUUCUGAGAAGAAUUAAAGGACGUAAGACCGUCUCUAAGAAGUACAAGGCAAAGAUCAGAAAGUACAAGAAGGCGAUCAAGAAGCACAACAAGAAAGUUGCACUCCGCCGCAAGUUGAAGGCAGCUGGGAAACCGAUGCCCGCGAAACCCGUUGUACAUCGAAGACGACACAACUCGAUGAAGAAGUACAUCAAAAAGUCCCGCAGAAUCUACAAAAGAGCAAGAAAAU
Molecule: messenger RNA, 661 nt
Organism: Entamoeba invadens IP1
Lineage: Eukaryota; Evosea; Mastigamoebida; Endamoebidae
Exons: 1
Source: RefSeq, a predicted model, not a curated record